Messenger RNA from Gorilla gorilla gorilla (western lowland gorilla), 13159 nucleotides. RefSeq names its product protocadherin 1 (gene PCDH1). Bases 5790 to 9635 code for a protein of 1281 amino acids. Gene Ontology annotation, molecular function: calcium ion binding. Gene Ontology annotation, biological process: homophilic cell-cell adhesion. Gene Ontology annotation, cellular component: plasma membrane. The transcript is spliced from 5 exons. The record is from RefSeq and is a predicted model, not a curated record. NCBI's taxonomy places the organism in Eukaryota, Metazoa, Chordata, Mammalia, Primates, Hominidae.
AGUGGGAAUCAGGGUUCAGGGAGGGGUGUAGGGAAAGAAGAAGGUGAGGGCUGCCCCUGCCUUGAGCAAGGAUAGUUGGUGCAGAGAUUCUGUUCAACAAUGUAUUGAGCACCUUUUAUCUGCCAGGGCCCAUGGUGGAUGGUGAGGAUGCAGAAGUAAGAGACAUACCAUCAUUGCCUUCAUAGGACUUACCAACCAGCGAGGGAUUGGCUUGUUUAUUCAUCGAACCAAGGGGCACCCACUGUGUGCCCGAUGCUGGAAAUAAAAUGGUCUAUUCAGCAAUUGGAAGACUUAGAAAAAAAAGUUUUGUCCUUUAUAUGUAAUGGAAAUAGACCUUAAUGUAAUAGACCUUAUAGGCAUGAGAUCUCAUUUAAUUCUCCCAAAUAAUUUCAAGAGGCAGGUUUCAUUAUUUCCAUUUCACAGUAUGGAAACAGGUUCAGAGAAGUAAAUUCACUUGGUUAAUGUCACACAGCUAGGAAGUGGUGGAGCGAGGGUUCUAACCCCAACGAUCUGACAUGCAGGUGCCCAGAAGCCCUGCAGAGGCUAAUAGAGGGUUGUGGGAGAGAGGGGAGAGGAGCUGAGGUCUGCACACUUGCUCUCUGUGGGAGGCUUCUGUUCAGCUCCACCCCACGCAACCCCAUUUGCUUCCCCUCUGCCCGCGACAGUCCGUUUGUCCCUUGGUGUUUUGUGCCCGCGGCAGUGACCGUUGUGUAACAGUGCUGGGGUGAGGGUGGGGAGUCAGAGCUGACCUGGCUACUGGGACAGUGGUGGCUGCCUCUGUGUGUUUUUUCUCUGGCCACAGCACUCAGCAAAAUGGACCUUGGUCCCCAGGGUGGGCUGGAAGUGAAGUUUCCGGGUGAACUCUCACCUCUGUUCUCAUCCCUUCCCAGAUGUUGACACAGACGGUAUUUCCUUCAGCUUUUCUGGGACUCCGUCCCCUCCUUAUCCCUUACUCCUACACCCCUGAUGGCACUUCUGCUCCUCUAUCUGAGGGACAUGGGUCCCUGCGCCUGUUCCCCCUCAGGCUCUGGCUUCUCAGGGUCCUGGGUGCCCAUGUCACUGGGGGGAGGUAGGGCACCGUUGCUCAGGAAGGCAGCCAGGGCCCAGGGAAGGGCAGAUAAGGCGCUGCAUGUAUCAAAGGCUGCCAUGUGGGACUAAUGACUCCCAGUGCCCAACUGCUGGGGACAAAGUUCAGAGAUGGUGGGAGCAGGGGUGAGGGAAGGCCUCCUUAUUGCUGCUCCUGCCCUUCCAGGCCACCCUGGCUCUCUCCCUGCAUUUCUACGGGCCCCUGGUUGAACAGCAGCAGCCUGGGAAGCCUGGGCUGGUUCAUUCCUUGACCCUUAGGGCCACCGUUUCUUAUUCCCUCCUUACUGGGCAAGGUUGGCAGUCCAGGAAUGGUGGGGAGGCAGGUGUGACAUAACAGGAAUCAGAUUCUAGCCUCAGAUAUUUCUGUUUCUUUCCCCCAGACUCUGGGAUGUGAAGAGGCAUUCUUAUUUCUCAAGUCCUGGUUCUUCCACAUACUACUUCUGUGACUUAAGACAGUUUAUUCUUUCUCAGCCCCCAUUUGAUCAUCUGUAGUAUGGGAAGGAGUGUAAUAAUAAAUACUACCCAUUUGAGAGGGUUGGGAGGAAAGAGAUCAUGUGUGUAAAAUGCUUAGUACUGAUAAAAUCUUAGUGUUUGCUGAGAUGAUGAUGAUGAUGAGUGAUUAUGAUGGCAAAGGUGAUAAGAGUUUGCAGGGGCUGGGCACAGUGGCUCACACCUGUAAUCCCAGCACUUUGGGAGGCCAACGCAGGAGGAUCACGAGGUCAGGAGAUCAAGACCAUCCUGGCUAACACGGUGAAACCCCGUCUCUACUAAAAAUACAAAAAAAAAAAAAAAAAAAAAUUAGCUGGGCAUGGUGGCGGGCGCCUGUAGUCCCAGCUACUCGGGAGGCUGAGGCAGGAGAAUGGCGUGAACCCGGCAGGCGGAGCUUGCAGUGAGCCGGGAUCGCGCCCCUGCACUCCAGCCUGGGCGACAGAGCAAGACUCCAUCUCAAGAAAAAAAAAAAAAAAAAAAAAAGUUUGCAGGACCGGGCCAGGCGUGGUGGCUCACGCCUGUAAUCCUACCGCUUUGGGAGGCCGAGGCAGGCAGAUCAUGAGGUCAGGAGAUCGAGACCAUCCUGGCCAACAUGGUGAAACCCCGUCUCUACUAAAAUACAAAAAAAAAAAAAAAAAAAAAUUUAGCCGGGCGUGGUGGCACGUGCCUGUAGUCCCAGCUACUUGGGAGGCUGAGGCAAGGGAAUUGCUUGAACCCGAGAGGCGGAGGUUGCAGUGAGGCCAGAUCGCACCACUGCACUCCAGCCUGGCGACGGAGUGAGACUCUGUCUCAAAAAAAAAAAAAGAGUUUACAGGACCUCAGGCUCUUUCUUAACUCCCUGGAAUUAUCUCAAAGUGUACCCAGAUGGUCUGACCAUUGCAUCACAAUUGCUUGGGGGUUUCUCUAGGUCCCACCUCCUGAAUAAAGAUUCCUAAGGGUGGGGCCAGAUAAUCCUCAUUUUGAAGAAACUCUCCAGAUGCUUGAAAGGCCUAAGCCCUCUUCAACUCCUUUCCCCACUGUGAGCAACUCUCCCCCAACCCUGUUUUCCCCACAUUCCUCCUACUUUCUGGGACCUUUCCCCAGCCCCGCCAUCCCAUACCUUCCUUGAGCUGGAUAUUAUCCUGUGGUUCUCCUUCUCUUUCCAAUUCAGAGGUUAGAUACCACAGUCCUUAACUGGUUCUUUCGCUGGUUGAAGGUAAGGCAACUCCUCAGGGUGAGAAAGAGCGUGUGGGGAGUGGAGGUAGUCUCACAAGCAUGUGUGCCUGUUCUGCCUAGGAGGUUUGAAAGGUUAUAGGGCCUCAGGUUGUGACUGUGAGAGGGAGGAAGCCUGAGGCAGGGUCUUAAUUCGUAGCUCUUGGAGUAGCCACACAUCAUUCGCCCUGACUGCCAGAUCAUGGCCCCCUGAAUUAGCGGCUAAAAUUUGUGAACAGUCAUUUUUCCUGGAAAAAUCUGCACCAUGGUUUUAUAAAAUUCUUGAAGGAGGAUGUGACCACAGAAGAUUAACUAUCUUAAGUAUCCUCGAUCUGGAGAGAACAGAGGCAAACAGUGACUGCCUUAUUUAUUCUCUUGAUCAGGUUUAGGGUAAUUCCCGUGGGCUUCCCACAUAACGCCUCACCUGCCAAGACUUUUGUAGAGAAUUGGGGUGCACAGUGAUACCACCUUGUAUAUGCAGAGGAGGGUGGCAGCAGGAUACAGUCCCAUAAGAAAAUGAGGUUCUCUGGUGAUGGUCCUUUGGCAAUGUGUUUGGGUUGGGGUUGAAGUAGUCAGAUGAACCUUGUGCCAGGUCCAUGCAGGUGGAGGGGGGGUGGGGGGUGGAUCCGAAUGGAGUACAGAUAAAUUCUUGCUUCCUUUAAAGAGAUUAACAUUCACACCAAUCUGAUAACGCCUCACGCACUUUAGGGAGGGGCCUGUGCUUGGGGAAGGCCAUACAGAGGAGGGGAUGUGUUUGAUUUAUCUAAGGACUCUGUGCAUUCAGUGAACAUUUGCUGAGAGUCUACUAUGUGCCCUAAACAGAGAAGACUUACAUUUUACCCCAGGAAGUUCUUAGUGGCAUAGGGGAAUCGGGUAAGUGAGUAAGUAAAAGAGCAGUGGUCACACAGCAAGUACCAGGAAAGGCUAAGCCCAGACAGCCAAAAUAACAACAGUCAUUCAAGAGCUGCCGAGUGCCCACUGUGUGCCAGGUCCAGGGCUAAGCCCUGAGGAGGUAGGAGCAAACAAAGUAGAAACUCUCCUGCCUUCUGCUCACCAUCUUGGAGCAAAGACAGACAAUUAACACAUUUUCCAAACAGGUACACAACUACAAUUGUGCUAAAUGCUUUGAAGGAGUCCUUUGUUGAGUACCCACAUUUAGCCCACAGUAUCUCAAACACCCUAGGAAAUAGGUAGUAUUAUCCCCAUUUUACAGAUAAGGAAACUGAGGCACUAAAUCUUUGCUUCAGGUCAUGCAGCCAGGAAGUGAGCAGCUGGGUUUGCCUCAGACUGUCUGAUGCCACAACCCUCGCUCUUCUCCACCCUGCUGCCUUACAUUUGCCAAAUGGUAUACAGAAGCAACCAAACAAAAUGGACAAAUAGUCAUUGAGUUAGAGGCACUGUCAUGGCAGAUUGGACCAGUCUUGUUUACUUCUGCAUCCCAGUGCCCAGGACAGAGCCUGGCAUAUUGUAAAUGCCCGAUAAACAUUUGUUGAAUGCAUGACUGAGUCCCUGCAGUGUACCCAGAUGUGCAAAGGUGCAUUGUUAGGGGGCAGGGGAUGAGUGAGUGUACAGAGUACUGUCCCUUCCUUCGUAGUGCUUUGUGUUUGCCUGGAAAGGCAGAGAACUCAGGAAUAGGUGCACAGUACUGAAGCUGAACAACACAGGCGGGCAGUGUCCCAGUCAGCCCCAUGAUUCAUUGCCUUGGGAUUGGAGCAGACAAUAAGUGGCUAUGAGUUGGAGGAAGGAGAGGUCACCGUGGGCAGGAGAGGACUGUGAAGGUUUCCUGGAGGGCCAGAGCCUGCCCUCAGUGGGAUUGAUGUGAGGUGGGUGUUCCAGGUGUGGGGCAGGUAUUCCAGGUAAAAGUGAGGAAGUGGGGAAAGGAGACUGAACCAGAAGCCCCCAAAGAAACUGCUGAUCCAAAGAUUUUGGAUUUGAAUAAAGGAGGGACUGGCCAUGAUUUUGUUGGAGAGGAGGGGGCAUUCAAAACAGAGACAGUAGCUGGGUCUAGCUGGGAUCUGCAAAUGCACGACCUCAAAGCCAGGGGAGAUGGGCAGAAGAAGGGGGUUAUUGUUGUGAUGGGGUGCAGCUUCUGGUUGACUAGGGCAGAGGUUGGGAGAGGCUAGUGUGAGGUAGGGGCUGGAUAUAUGGAGAUGGAUGUCAAAUAAGAGCCAGAUGUUCAUCCAGAGACCAGAGGGUGUGGGGUGGGGGAGUGGCCAGGGAAAGGCUGCUGGUGUCAUUAUCAUCGGCAGCUCUGUCCCAGUUAGACCUGCUGGGCUCCCUGUUGCUAAGGACAGGCCAGGGCAGCUCCCAAUGCCAAUUCCAGGGCUAGUCAGCCCUGACCACAGUUCUGACCCCAAUCUUGACCUGUGUUCCCUUGUACGCACCUGCCCAUGGCAGCAGGAGGGAGAGGAGAGGAGCCCUAGCAACUGUAUGUGUUCCUGUGUGCAUGCUCUGGGGCAUGUGUGCACACUCUGUGGCCUGUGUGCACGUUCUGGGGCAUAUGUGUUGGGGGAAAGUCGGGGAAGGCUAACACCUACUCCUCAACCCAAGCCUUGCCCAAUUCAAGCUGGCCUUUUAUGGGGGUGGAGAAUACUGGGCACCGUGGGUGAUUGUCAGAAAAAGAGGAUUUGAGAUGUCAUACCUCAUGCAUAUGCACUGACUUGGCAUCUCAGAAUAAAGAGAAAUGAGACAUCAUCCCCUCUCCCUCCAGCCAACCUUAAUGGAGCCCAGUGUGACAAGUCAAGGUCCCAGGGUCUGGGGCGUGUAAGGACGUACUUGUGUCUCUUUCCUACCAUGCAUGUGGGGAGGGGUGCUCCAACUGGGGAUGCUCGAGGUCUCACCCUUCCACUGGCUCUCUCUCCCUAUCUCAGUAUCAAGGUAAUUACCAUCGGUGACUAAGGCAGGAUGCUCGUGAGAAGGAGGUGUUGGGUGAAGCACAGAGCAGAGAGCAGGGAGGAAAAGAAGGAAAGAGGGCGGGCAGCCGGGCUUGGACCCAGGGAGCGUCAGGUGGGUGAGGGUGUUCCAUGGGCGGGAGCUGCUCUAGGCAUGCCAGGCCUCUUACUGGCUCCUCCAGCUGGGGCAGACACUGCUGCUACACCCAGCUGUGGAUGAGAUUCAGGGAUCUGAGUUUCUGGAAUCGGGGUUCUGUGCUGGGACUGACUGCUCUUGUGGAGAAUUGUGUGUCAGUGGGAGAGGCCCUCCUGAUUCUGGGGCCUGCCAGGAUGGGGCCCCUGAGGCACAGCCCAGGCCCUGGGGGGCAACGGCUACUACUGCCCUCCAUGCUGCUAGCACUGCUGCUCCUGGUGGCUCCAUCCCCAGGCCACGCCACUCGGGUAGUGUACAAGGUGCCGGAGGAACAGCCACCCAACACCCUCAUUGGGAGCCUCGCAGCCGACUAUGGUUUUCCAGAUGUGGGGCACCUGUACAAGCUAGAGGUGGGUGCCCCGUACCUUCGCGUGGAUGGCAAGACAGGUGACAUUUUCACCACCGAGACCUCCAUCGACCGUGAGGGGCUCCGUGAAUGCCAGAACCAGCUCCCUGGUGAUCCCUGCAUCCUGGAGUUUGAGGUGUCUAUCACAGACCUCGUGCAGAAUGGCAGCCCCCGGCUGCUAGAGGGCCAGAUAGAAGUACAAGACAUCAAUGACAACACACCCAACUUCGCCUCACCAGUCAUCACUCUGGCUAUCCCUGAGAACACCAACAUCGGCUCACUCUUCCCCAUCCCGCUGGCUUCAGACCGUGAUGCUGGUCCCAACGGUGUGGCAUCCUAUGAGCUGCAGGCUGGGCCUGAGGCUCAGGAGCUAUUUGGGCUGCAGGUGGCAGAGGACCAGGAGGAGAAGCAACCACAGCUCAUUGUGAUGGGCAACCUGGACCGUGAGCGCUGGGACUCCUACGACCUCACCAUCAAGGUGCAGGAUGGCGGCAGCCCCCCACGCGCCAGCAGUGCCCUGCUGCGUGUCACCGUGCUCGACACCAAUGACAACGCCCCCAAGUUUGAGCGGCCCUCCUAUGAGGCCGAACUAUCUGAGAAUAGCCCCAUAGGCCACUCGGUCAUCCAGGUGAAAGCCAAUGACUCAGACCAAGGUGCCAAUGCAGAGAUCGAAUACACAUUCCACCAGGCGCCCGAAGUUGUGAGGCGUCUUCUUCGACUGGACAGGAACACUGGACUUAUCACUGUUCAGGGCCCGGUGGACCGUGAGGACCUAAGCACCCUGCGCUUCUCAGUGCUUGCUAAGGACCGAGGCACCAACCCCAAGAGUGCCCGUGCCCAGGUGGUUGUGACCGUGAAGGACAUGAAUGACAAUGCCCCCACCAUUGAGAUCCGGGGCAUAGGGCUAGUGACUCAUCAAGAUGGGAUGGCUAACAUCUCAGAGGAUGUGGCAGAGGAGACAGCUGUGGCCCUGGUGCAGGUGUCUGACCGAGAUGAGGGAGAGAAUGCAGCUGUCACCUGUGUGGUGGCAGGUGAUGUGCCCUUCCAGCUGCGCCAGGCCAGUGAGACAGGCAGUGACAGCAAGAAGAAGUAUUUCCUGCAGACUACCACCCCGCUGGACUACGAGAAGGUCAAAGACUACACCAUUGAGAUUGUGGCUGUGGACUCUGGCAACCCCCCACUCUCCAGCACCAACUCCCUCAAGGUGCAGGUGGUGGACGUCAAUGACAACGCACCUGUCUUCACUCAGAGUGUCACUGAGGUCGCCUUCCCGGAAAACAACAAGCCUGGUGAAGUGAUUGCUGAGAUCACUGCCAGUGAUGCUGACUCUGGCUCUAAUGCUGAGCUGGUUUACUCUCUGGAGCCUGAGCCGGCUGCUAAGGGCCUCUUCACCAUCUCACCCGAGACUGGAGAGAUCCAGGUGAAGACAUCCCUGGAUCGGGAACAGCGGGAGAGCUAUGAGUUGAAGGUGGUGGCAGCUGACCGGGGCAGCCCUAGCCUCCAGGGCACAGCCACUGUCCUUGUCAAUGUGCUGGACUGCAAUGACAAUGACCCCAAAUUUAUGCUGAGUGGAUACAACUUCUCAGUGAUGGAGAACAUGCCAGCACUGAGUCCAGUGGGCAUGGUGACUGUCAUUGAUGGAGACAAGGGGGAGAAUGCCCAGGUGCAGCUCUCAGUGGAGCAGGACAACGGUGACUUUGUUAUCCAGAAUGGCACAGGCACCAUCCUAUCCAGCCUGAGCUUUGAUCGAGAGCAACAAAGCACCUACACCUUCCAGCUGAAGGCAGUGGAUGGUGGCGUCCCACCUCGCUCAGCUUACGUUGGUGUCACCAUCAAUGUGCUGGAUGAGAAUGACAACGCACCGUAUAUCACUGCCCCUUCUAACACCUCUCACAGGCUGCUGACCCCCCAGACACGUCUUGGUGAGACGGUCAGCCAGGUGGCAGCCGAGGACUUUGACUCUGGUGUCAAUGCUGAGCUGAUCUACAGCAUUGCAGGUGGCAACCCUUAUGGACUCUUCCAGAUUGGGUCACAUUCAGGUGCCAUCACCCUGGAGAAGGAGAUUGAGCGGCGCCACCAUGGGCUACACCGCCUGGUGGUGAAGGUCAGUGACCGCGGCAAGCCCCCACGCUAUGGCACAGCCUUGGUCCAUCUUUAUGUCAAUGAGACUCUGGCCAACCGCACGCUGCUGGAGACCCUCCUGGGCCACAGCCUGGACACACCGCUGGAUAUUGACAUUGCUGGGGAUCCAGAAUAUGAGCGCUCCAAGCAGCGUGGCAACAUUCUCUUUGGUGUGGUGGCUGGUGUGGUGGCCGUGGCCUUGCUCAUCGCCCUGGCGGUUCUUGUGCGCUACUGCCGACAGCGGGAGGCCAAAAGUGGUUACCAGGCUGGUAAGAAGGAGACCAAGGACCUGUAUGCCCCCAAGCCCAGUGGCAAGGCCUCCAAGGGAAACAAAAGCAAGGGCAAGAAGAGCAAGUCCCCAAAGCCCGUGAAGCCAGUGGAGGACGAGGAUGAGGCCGGGCUGCAGAAGUCCCUCAAGUUCAACCUGAUGAGCGAUGCCCCUGGGGACAGUCCCCGCAUCCACCUGCCCCUCAACUACCCACCAGGCAGCCCUGACCUGGGCCGCCACUAUCGCUCUAACUCCCCACUGCCUUCCAUCCAGCUGCAGCCCCAGUCACCCUCGGCCUCCAAGAAGCACCAGGUGGUACAGGACCUGCCACCUGCAAACACAUUCGUGGGCACCGGGGACACCACGUCCACGGGCUCUGAGCAGUACUCCGACUACAGCUACCGCACCAACCCCCCCAAAUACCCCAGCAAGCAGUUACCUCACCGCCGCGUCACCUUCUCGGCCACCAGCCAGGCCCAGGAGCUGCAGGACCCAUCCCAGCACAGUUACUAUGACAGUGGCCUGGAGGAGUCUGAGACGCCGUCCAGCAAGUCAUCCUCAGGGCCUCGACUCGGUCCCCUGGCCCUGCCUGAGGAUCACUAUGAGCGCACCACCCCUGAUGGCAGCAUAGGAGAGAUGGAGCACCCCGAGAAUGACCUUCGCCCUUUGCCUGAUGUUGCCAUGACAGGCACAUGUACCCGGGAGUGCAGUGAGUUUGGCCACUCUGACACAUGCUGGAUGCCUGGCCAGUCAUCUCCCAGCCGCCGGACCAAGAGCAGCGCCCUCAAACUCUCCACCUUCGUGCCUUACCAGGACCGAGGAGGGCAGGAGCCUGCGGGCGCCGGCAGCCCCAGCCCCCCGGAAGACCGGAACACCAAAACGGCCCCCGUGCGCCUCCUGCCCUCCUACAGUGCCUUCUCCCACAGUAGCCAUGAUUCCUGCAAGGACUCGGCCACCUUGGAGGAAAUCCCCCUGACCCAGACCUCGGACUUCCCACCCGCAGCCACACCGGCAUCUGCCCAGACGGCCAAGCGCGAGAUCUACCUGUGAGCCCCCUACUGGCCGGCUGGCCCCCCUCCCCCAGCCGCCGGCCAGCUCCCAAAUGGCCCAUUCCAGGGCCUCACUCUCAACCCCUUCAGCGUGGACUUCCUGGCCAGGGCCCCAAGUGGGGGUAUCACUGACCUCAUGACCACGCUGGCCCUUCUCCCAUGCAGGGUCCAGGUCCUCUCCCCUCAUUUCCAUCUCCCAGCCCCCAGGGGCCCCUUCCCCUUUAUGGGGCUUUCCCCAGCUGAUGCCCAAGAGGGCUCCUCUGCAAUGACUGGGCUCCUUCCCUUGACUUCCAGGGAGCACCCCCUCGAUUUGGGCAGAUGGUGGAGUCAAGGGUGGGCAGCGUACUUCUAACUCAUUGUUUCCCUCAUGGCCGACCAGGGCGGGGAUAGCAUGCCCAAUUUUAGCCCUGAAGCAGGGCUGAACUGGGGAGCCCCUUUCCCUGGGAGCUCCCAGAGGAAACUCUUGACCACCAGUGGCUCCCUGAAGGGCUUUUGUUACCAAAGGUGGGAUAGGGACGGGGGUGGGAGUGGAGCGGAGGCCUUGUCUUCCCGUGCUGCUCCUGGACUGGCCCACUUGCCUGCCACAUGCCCACGCCUAGUCCCAUCUGGGCCCCCAUUCCCUGCUGGUCAUGCAGUGUCUGUAUAUAAGGACCUUGGAAUGACGUCCCCAUUUCUGCCUGAUUUGCAACUUUUCUUGUUGAUGUCGUGUUGUCUUGGGGGACCCCUCUGGGGGGGGGACCUGCCCUGUGCCCCCUCAUCCCUGCCGCAGUGCCCCCCAACCCAGGCCUCUAUUGUUCCAUGUUGUAAAUACCCCUGGGGCCAUGGUGGGAUGGGGGUGCAGGCCAGGGAAACAAUGGGUGGGUGGGGGUGGGGACGGGGGUAACAUUUGCCUAUCAGCAGAGCUGGGCUUUUAUUUAAUUUUUCUUAAAAAUACAAAUCUCUAUUUUUUUGGAACUGUUGCGCUGUGCCCUGGGGGGAUCCCCGCUCAGGCUGGCCUCCCACAUCCAGAUGAGCAUCACAGAGGGGCCCUGAGGCUGUGAGGGGCAGCUGGACAGGGGUGGGAUGACUGUGCCUCUGGCCUGGUUGGGUGAGUUGGGAGCAGGAAGGUUUGCUCAGGGGGUGGCUGGGUGCUGCUCCCAAUAUAGGGGGCCUGCAUCCUGCCCCCUCCCUGCCCUCUCAACCCCCAGCCCCUGCCAUGACUGACCCGUCAGCCUGUAAAACCACCAUUGCCUUGAUCUCAGGGGGUGGGAGGGCUGCCUCAGGGCACCCUGGGCUCCAGGCCCCCUUCUUCCAGUUGGGCUUCCCUUUGUCAGGGUCAGGGGUCCCAUGGGGGAGGGGGUAGGGAGGUUGGGGGGCAGAGAAGCCCAGUCAGCCAUGAUGAGGUGAAGUUCUCUUCUUCACCUCAGGGGGCCAAGGUGUAAGGGGCAUCCUGCAGAGCCCCCGUCUCCCACUGUGGCCGUCUCAAAGCCUCAGCCCCUCUUCCUUCCAGAAACCCCCACUGCCUUGGCCCAUACCUCUCCAGCUCCCUAGGGGCCCAGGCUGGGAGGCUGGAGACUCAGGGUAUGGCCCUUGCUUGACUUAGUCUAAGCUUGGGGAGGUGGUCCAAGAUUGCGAGGGGUGGGUACAGGCUGCGGGGUCGUCUGGUGCCUUUGGGAGCUGUGCUGCUGGGGUCUUGACUCUUGUACCCCAGAGACCCCACCCCCACCCCGGAAAAGCCAGGGGCCUGAAGAAUCACCCUAUUUAUCUGUCCCUUACCCCCAACUUGGCUUGGGGUGACAGUGCUAGGAAGGAGAGCAUUGUUAGGCUGGUAGCCCUGGCAUACGAAGCCCUUCUACAGAGGGGAAGGGGUAGAAUGGGAUGGGGUGGCAGCAGCCAGGUCUAGGGGUUGGCCAAAGGCUCCUUUCCCUUGGGGAGGCCCAGGAAAUGGGCUGGGGGCUUGUUAAAGAGACAGCCCCUUUCCCCUGCACAAAUGGGGCAGGUGCAAUAGUCUUGGAGUUGGUAGUAUUGGGUGCCCAGCUGGUGGAACAGUGGCCUCAAGAAUUGUCCUGGGUCCUGGAGGUCAGGAUUCGGGCAAGAAGAUUGUAUGAGGCCCAUUUGCUUGGUGGAGAAGGUGGUCCAGACAGGCGGCAUUCCUGGGGUCAGUGGACUCCCACUGGAAGCCCCUAGUGGCCUGGGUACCUUGCCCUGGUCUUAGAGACCCCUGAGCACUGAGCGGAAGAGCAGAGGAGCAUUUUGCACAAUGGAGAAGCCAGAAGAAAGAGGGUGGCCCAGAUGGCUGGGAGAGCUGAGAAGCCCUUCCCACAGGCAAAGACACAGCCCCCAGCCCCCUGGUUGGGGCCAGGGCACUGAGUCUGUCACCAACUGGGCACUGGAGAGAUGAAACCAAAGGUGGGCAGGGGUUGGUGACAGCACUGGGGACUAUUCCUGUGGGUCCUAGGUCUGUGAAGCCCCUCCCCAAUGCCUGUGUCGCGUACAGUUUUAUGUACCAAUAGGCGACAUUUGGCCAGAGGAGAGCCCCCCUCAAACCCAGCCUGACCCAGUCUGUGUCUUCCUAGAGGGGACCUAGUCGGUCCCCAUCCCCCUACUUCAGGGCAUGUCUCUCCGUAGGGGGAGGGUAUAUGGGGACAUAUUUCUCUCCUAGGGUCCUUGAAGUAUGUUUCACAUCCCGGGGUGGGGGGAAGUUCUCUGGGCAUCCCUCACCUCUGGGGGCUCUCUAGGCCCUAUCUCUCCCCUUGGGAGUCUCUGGGGGACAUGUGUUCCUGCUGAGGACCACGGGAGCAUGUCUCCCCCGAUUACCCAGGCUCUCUGGGGAGCCUGUUUUCCUCCCAGGGUUCCUGGGAGUACUUAAGGCAAGUGAGUUUCGGGCCAUCUCUCUUCCCAGGGAAGGGGGCUAUCUCUGAAACACGUCUGGGAAGGGAUGUUUCUGGCCCUGCCCCCAACUCUCCUAUGGGGGUUUCUCUGCCCUGCAGCACUUUAGGAUGAGGCUGGGCAUCUCUGAGUUGUCUUUUCUCCUAGGAGCCCUGGGAUACCUCUCUCUCCCGAGGGUAGGGCCUCUGGAGCCAUUUCUUCCCUGGGUCGGGGCUGUCUCCGGGUGUUGGGAGGGCUUAUGUUGGCCAUGAGAAAGUCUCUUAAGGGGCGUCUCCACUGGGGACUUCUCUGGGAGGGGGGACUGUGUCUCGCCCAUGGGGUUUCGGGCGGGUGUGUCUGCCCAUGGGGAGGGGAGACUGUGUCUCCUCGGGUUAUCUAGUGGGGAGGGGGGCCGUGUCUCUCUCGUGUGUAGGGGGGUGGGGGUCGGGGUGGGGGGUUUUGGGCGCGUCGGGUGCCCACAUUGGGGUCGUGUUUCUCUUGGUUCGUGCCACUUCCCACUGCCUCGCUCCUCCCGGGAAGGGCCCCCGCCCCGCCCCGCCCCACCCCACCCCACCCCACCCCAUCCCUGGCGCUGCGAGCACAAUCCCGUUGAUUUGUAAUGAUUUCUGUCUCUGUCUUUCUCUGACCCCCCCCACCCCCGCCGCCACCCCCCACCCC